This is a messenger RNA of Scaptodrosophila lebanonensis, 465 nucleotides long. RefSeq names its product DEAD-box helicase Dbp80-like. Gene Ontology annotation, biological process: poly(A)+ mRNA export from nucleus. The record is from RefSeq and is a predicted model, not a curated record. The transcript has 4 exons. The coding region runs from base 1 to 465 and encodes 154 amino acids. NCBI's taxonomy places the organism in Eukaryota, Metazoa, Arthropoda, Insecta, Diptera, Drosophilidae. Gene Ontology annotation, molecular function: RNA binding; RNA helicase activity. Gene Ontology annotation, cellular component: nucleus; cytoplasmic stress granule.
AUGUACAAUACGGAGCAUCGAAACAAAAUACUGAUGCGGGAGGAAGAAUCGCUGGAUAAUAUUAAACAAUACUACGUCAAAUGUAAAAACGAAGAUGGAAAGUAUACGGCUAUACAGAAUAUUUAUGGAUGCAUAAGUAUUGGUCAAACAAUCAUAUUUUGCCAUACUCGUAAAACUGCAGCUUGGCUAGCAGCUAAAAUGGCGUCUGAUGGACACUCCGUUGCAGUGUUAUCUGGUGAUUUAACUGUGGAGCAAAGACUAGCUGUUUUGGAUAGGUUUCGGUCAGGAUUAGAAAAAGUUCUGAUAACAACUAACGUGUUAUCCAGGGGUAUUGAUAUAGAACAGGUUACUAUUGUUGUUAAUUUUGACUUGCCAGUUGAUGUUCGUGGAAAUGCUGAUUGUGAGACUUACCUACACCGCAUUGGUCGAACAGGACGUUUCGGUAAGUACGUUUUUUUGCCGUAG